Molecule: messenger RNA, 2265 nt
Organism: Theobroma cacao (cacao)
Lineage: Eukaryota; Viridiplantae; Streptophyta; Magnoliopsida; Malvales; Malvaceae
Molecular function (GO): zinc ion binding
Source: RefSeq, a predicted model, not a curated record
GCCUAACCCAUCAAGAUAAGCAUUACUUACGUAACACCCGGUAUCCAGAAAUGAAAAAUCUUCUAAAAAUUCCUUGAUCCCUUUCAUUAAUGUUGUAAAUACUAUUCGUGUUAUCUCUAUAUUAUUUUACUAAUUUAAGUCAUUAUUUAAGUAAAUUUCACUCAACCCAUUUUCAUUUUUAUACCAUUUUUUCAAGUUCCUUUCUUCACCUAACCUUUUUCACUGUCUUUAAGCCUAUAUAGAUUCUCACAAUUUAUUUGUAUUUUAAUGGAGAAAGUGCCUGGUUCUGUUAAGCCGAAUAAAUCCCAUUUUGGCUAAGGUCUUUCUCUUUUAGUAUUUCUUCGGUUUUCUCAUAUGAGAGUAAACAUUUUUUCUUUGACAAAGUUUUGUUUUGUUUUUAUUUUGCUUGAAGUUGAAGUGAUCAAAUGGACUUAGGCAAGGAUCUGAUUCUGGGUUGUUUUGGAAGUUAUCAAAGGAUUUGGGUUGAUCACAUUGUCUAUGGUCUCCGAGUUUGGUUUUAAGAUGGAGAAAAUAUUAGGUCUUCUCCAUUAUAUGAUUGCUCACAUGUGUGCUUAUUGCUGUGGCUUUUGAUAAUUUUGGAGGAGGGGUUUGUUUUCUUUUUUUUGCCUGAGUUAGCUGAGAUUAAUGGAUCAAGAGGAAAGGGGUGAUAGGGUGGAAACUAGUGAGAAUUUGAGUCAAGUUGAGGAAGGAGUCAGUGGAGAUUCCAAGAAUCCCGUUAAUGGAGUUGUGUCUGAGACUGUUAUUGUGAUAAAUGCUGAAGAAAAUGUGUGUUUUAGUCGAGAAAACGCAGAUGUGAGAUUGCAAAAUGAUGGCUUUGGAUCGUUGAAGGAUCAGGAGGUGGAUUAUGGGAGAGGAAUUGGUCCGCCAUUGAUUCAGAAUGAUCUGGGAAGUGGUGGGCAUUCAAGUAGUUUUGCUGAUAGAAAUGUGCUUGAGAAUGAGGAAAGGGAUUUAGGAGACAAAAACAAUGGAGUGGUGUCAACUGAGGUGUUGGGGGAAGCAGGGGGGGAAAUGUUUGAUCAGGAGACAAACCAGAUGGGAGGAGUUGGUGAAACAACGGGUCAAGUUGAUCAAGGAAGUAGCAGAAGUUUGAAUAAUUCAGUUGACAGAUUUGUGGUUGAGACCAUUAUCGUGGUUAACACCCAAGAGGCAACAUGUGUGGAUGGAAGUAAUAGGUUAGAAGUGAAAGACAAUGGAUUGGGUUCAAGUAAAGUAAUGACAGAAAGGCCAAAGACGAAGGUUGCUGAAGCAGAGGACUCAUGUGUGAUAGAUAUAAAGGGGAGUGAUGGUGGUGGAAGACAGUAUAAGGAGAGUUGGGAUGGCGAAAGGGUUUGUAGAAUUUGCCAUUUGACUACAGAGCAAUCACUUGAAUCUACGGAUAUUACGUUCAGUACUGCAGCUACUAUGGAUCUAAUUCAGCUUGGUUGCGGGUGCAAAGAUGAGCUAGGAAUUGCGCAUAGUCAUUGUGCAGAGGCAUGGUUUAAGCUGAAAGGAAACAGAAUGUGCGAAAUUUGUGGACAGACUGCAAAAAAUAUCACUGGUGUUAGAGAUAACAGAUUUAUUGAAGAUUGGCAUGACCAAGGAUCUACUAGUGGUGGUGGUAUCUCCUCAGAUCGGGGUGGUGGAUGUUGGCGUGGGCAACCAUUCUGUAACUUUCUGAUGGCAUGCCUGGUAAUAGCCUUUGUACUGCCAUGGUUCUUUCGUGUAAAUAUGUUUUAGCGGGGUGUGAACAAGACCUAAAGGUUCUUCCUUUGCAUCACUAUUUCUUGCCUGCUUGUCUAGCUGGUGCUCCUCCGGAAUUUGGGGUGGAUAUGAAAUAACUUGUCAGUGGAGCUAUUUUAGGGGUUGUUCUGGUUCUCAAUGCCCUAAUAGAAGUUCCUAGGCUUAAUGGCUUGAGGCUUCAACUUUUAGAAAGUUGUCAUCGUGAAAACAAAAUUCCAUGCCUCAAUUGUUUACUAUGCCACAGUAGCGUUUGCUCGCAUUGUGUUGUUUGGUAUUGGGCCUCUUGGCGUAAUGGUUUAAGCUUAGACAAGGAUUGCUUAGGCUGCAUUACUGGGGAAAAGUGUUUUUUUUUUUCUUUUAUUAUUAUCAUUUUCAUUGUUGUUUUGGUCCUGUUUUUACUAUUUCUUGAAUCUAAAUCUGGCAUGUGCCAAUUUCAUCUUGGGAAUUCCCAUUGUACACACAUAUGUAAUCGCAAAUUUGGUCAACACAUUUGAUCUUAUAAUGGAAACUUAGUUUGCAAUCACA